Messenger RNA from Oryzias latipes (Japanese medaka), 4062 nucleotides. It is a transcript of the gene chata, whose product is annotated as choline O-acetyltransferase a. The record is from RefSeq and is a predicted model, not a curated record. Gene Ontology annotation, biological process: acetylcholine biosynthetic process; neuromuscular synaptic transmission. Lineage: Eukaryota; Metazoa; Chordata; Actinopteri; Beloniformes; Adrianichthyidae. Gene Ontology annotation, molecular function: choline O-acetyltransferase activity. Gene Ontology annotation, cellular component: neuron projection; cytoplasm.
GCUGAGGUUGUUUGGUGUCAAAUAAAAUUGUCGGCGAAUAGCAGGACUUUUGGGAGGAGCCCCGCCGCCAGGAGGCUGUGGUACCUUCUCAGCAUCUCUCUUGAGCCAGCUGAGGGAGUUGUGCGCGUGCCUUGCAGGAGACUGAAAGAUGCUUGAAACCAUAAAGGGAUGGAUGUGUUGACAGUUUAAGAAAUAUUAAGAUGGACCAAACUGAAGCUCUUUUUUGAACCCCAAGCAGAGAAAGGAUGCUUCUAUGUGGCUCUGAUUCUAGUCAUAAACAUAUUAGCCAACCAUCUACAUCUCAACAUGCCAGUUCAGGACCAAGAUUCUUCCAAAGAUGCAGCUGAAGAAAAUGGUCUUCCAAAACUACCCCUGCCUGAUCUGAAAGACACACUGGACAUGUACCUCAGGUGUGUGAAGCACCUGCUCACGGAAGAGCAAUUCAACAAGACUCAGAAGAUAGUGAAGCAGUUUGAAGCCCCUGGAGGGGUGGGGGAGCUUCUGCAGAGCAAACUCGUGGAGAAGAGGGAGAAGACAGCAAACUGGGUGUUUGACUAUUGGCUGAAUGACAUGUACCUAAACAACAGAGUCGCUCUGCCCGUCAACUCCAGUCCUGUGAUGGUCUUCCCACAGCAGAACUUCAGGGCCCCCAUUGACUCCUUAAAGUUUGCUGCUCACUUAAUCUCAGGAGUUUUGGAGUACAAAGCUCUUCUGGAUGCCCAUGACUUGCCUGUGGAUUGUGCCCGGGGACAGCUGGCUGGAACCCCUUUGUGCAUGGAGCAGUACCACCGCCUGUUCACAUCCCAUCGCCUACCGGGAUUGGAGAAAGACACACUGGUGGCGCUGGAGAGCAGCAUGAUGCCAGAUCCUGAACACAUGAUUGUGGCUUGUAAGAACCAGUUCUUUGUUCUGAACGUGGUGAUCAACUUUUGUCGACUCAAUGAAAGAGACCUGCUGAUUCAGCUGGAGAAAAUCAAGAAGAUGGCUGAAAGCGGAGAAGACCGUCUCCCACCGGUGGGUCUCCUGACUUCAGACGGAAGGACCGAGUGGGCAGAAGCUCGCAGCAUUCUCAUGAGAGAAUCAAUUAACAGGGACUCCCUCGACAUGAUAGAGCGCAGCAUGUGUCUGGUCUGUCUUGAUGAGGCCAGUGGUCCUGAGCUGAGUGACACCACACGCGCCAUGCUGAUGCUCCACGGAGGAGGAGCAGCCAAAAAUGGGGGCAACCGCUGGUACGACAAACCCAUGCAGUUUGUUGUAGGAGAAGAUGGCUGCUGUGGAGUCGUGUGUGAACACUCGCCUUUUGAAGGGAUCGUCCUUGUGCAGUGUACUGAGUACCUCCUCAAAUACAUGAUUGGGAGCCCGUCAAAGCUGGUCAGGGCUGCGAGCGUGAGUAAGCUCCCUGCUCCACGCAAGCUUCACUGGAAAUGUUCUCCAGAGAUCCAGAAACGCAUCAGCUCUUCUGCUGACAAACUCCAGAGGCUGGUGAAGAAUCUGGACAUGAAUGUCCAUAAAUUCUGUGACUAUGGGAAAGAGUUCAUCAAGAAACAGAAGAUGAGCCCAGAUGCCUUCAUCCAGGUUGCCUUGCAGUUGGCGUACUACCGGUGUCAUGGCAGGAUGGUGUCGACCUACGAGAGCGCAUCUACUCGCCGUUUUCAGAAGGGCAGAGUCGACAACAUCCGCUCAGCCACACCUGAGGCUUUGGCUUUCAUCAGAGCAAUGACUGAUGGGAAACUCAACUCAAGCCUUUUGCAGAACAUAGAGAAGAUGAGGAUGCUGCGAGAGGCUAUAACUGCACAGACAAAUUAUACUGUUCUGGCAAUAUCAGGGAUGGCAAUAGACAAUCAUCUGCUAGGUCUUCGAGAGAUUGCACAAGAAAUGAAGAUGGAGAAGCCAGAAAUCUUCAAAGAUGCAGCUUACCUCAUCAGUAACCACUUUCUUCUCUCAACAAGUCAGGUCCCCACCACCGUGGAGAUGUUUUGCUGCUAUGGACCUGUUGUCCAAAAUGGAUACGGUGUCUGCUACAACCCCCAGUCAGACCACAUCAUCUUUUCAGUGUCCAGCUUCCAUGAGAGCCCGGAGACAUGCUCAGCAGAAUUUGUGAAGCACUUGCUGCAGGGACUGCAGGAUAUGAUGGAUCUGUGCAAUGAAUGCAGCACUGACCCAAAUACAGCUGAGCGAAGGAAAGGUCCGACACUGGAGCCUCACUCACAGGCAAGCCAGCUGGAGAAGACACUGCAAAGGGAAUCGGACCCAACCAAGGGGAAGAGUCCGGCCCAGACAAAUGUACAAAUCCAAAGCCAGAGUUCAGCAAAGGUAAAGAAAAAUAACGAAAAGAAAUAAGAAGCUUUCAGUCGUGCUGUUGGUGGCUUGUGUUCAAAUGAGUGCUUUUGUGCUUCAGUAUUCCUCAAAAGUAAAUACAGACUGUGACUUUUAAUGUUUUGGAGGUGUACUAUAGUAUAAUAAUCUAACUAUUUUAAACAACAAAUGGCUUUUAUUUUUCUUUAAGAUAAAUAUGUGUCUGUCACAAAAAAAUCCAGUGCAACAGAGGAUAAAACCCCUGUCAACAAUAAGAUUAAAGCUAUUGAGAAUUAUUUUAUGAUGAUGAGCCAAAGAAAAAAGUUUAUUUAUAAACCAGAGACAGUAUAAAUAUGUGGUAUGAAUGUGCAAUUUGCAUGCUGCUACUUAAUGGUUUUCUGAGGACUAUAAAGCUUCUAUUUGGAAAGUUGUCCUACUAUCUUUCCAAAAAUGAUUAAUGUAUUCCUGAAUCCUAAAAUUCCUUUAAAAAUAUCUUUAAAACUGUCUUCAUAGAUGUUUAUUUUGUGUCGUAUUAAACUUUUUAGGAUGUACAAUGUGGAUGUGUUUGCAUUAAUCUAUAUGAAAUUCGGUUGUGGUUGACUGCAUAUUAUCUAACAAUGAUUAAGUCAAUGCAGCAAGAUGUAACACUGGAGGGAAUAUGUAUAUUUGAUCUAAAAAUCAAAAGAGAUUGUGUACUAAAUAUGAAAUUGUUAAAAAUAUAUAAAUGAAAUUUUAAGCAAAAAAAAUAAAAGAUAGCAACCGAUUAUGAAAUGGUUGCUCAACUUUUUUUUAUUUUUUAUGUAACAUGUUGUGUGUUUUGUUGUCUAAAAAAAAGCUUGAAAUGCAGGCAAAGAGAAAAUAAGUGUUAUCAAGCACGAAAACAGCAUUUGAUGGAGUCUUAUGUGUGCAGACGAGUUGUCAAAAUAAAAAAGUGGAACUAAUUAAAAAAUGUCCUGCUCAAUAAUAAAUCAAUAGAUAUUUACAGAAUCCCAAAAAAGAAAUCAAGAAAUGCAUUUAUUUUGAUCUGAAGAUGCCAGUCUACAGACACAUUGCUGUAGUUGAGUUGACUAAAGGACACAUGAAUUAACACUUUUGGUGCAGACUCAUAAUGUAUUUCGUUUUAGUUAUUUGCUCAGUAAGUCUUUUUCUAUUUAAACUGCUCCUUUAUUGUCAGUUUUUGAGGUUUCCUUUGCUCAAAACCUCCACAUGUUCAGUUUAAAUGGUUUGCAGUUUGUCUCUGUCAUUCUCUUGCUGCUUUAUUUCACACAUAUAAUAAAGUUUAAUUUUGAUAUUGAUGAUAAAUGUUACUUCUUUUUCUUCUUGUACAUAAAUUAUUAUAUGAGAGUCAGUGUUUGUUGAAAUGUUUUAGGUACAAAUACUAAUUUUCCCUCAAGCGACGACUUCAAAGAAUUCCUGCAAAUACAUGGGUGAUAAUUUGCAAGUGAAAGACUGGACUUUCCUGCAGGAUCAUGCCAGAUGAUGACGCGGAAGCUCAAAGUCAGCAAGGACACUGCCUUCAAAUGCACAUAAAACAUGAAGCUCCUGGAGGUCAGUGAAUUAGCUCAUCUAUGACUCAGACAGAGUUAAGUCAUCAUGAUGUCCUCCAGCAGGUAAACCUCAAAGUGGUCCCAUGUUUUAGGGUGAAGAUGCAAAAGAACAUUUUGAUCUAGGAAGCUGAAUCCUGCUGUGGAAAGUGCUUUCCUGAAUUAAAAAUAUUCCACUUGUUGUUGUUUUUUAAACAGCCAAUAAACGACUGCAGAUGCUUUA